AUGGCACAACCCCUCAGCAGGUCCCUCCUGGACUGCUUUCGCUCCUCAGCAACCACCACCUCGUCCUUCACCCACCGCAUCACCCACACCCUCCGCCACCACCUCCUCUGCACCCUCCCCACCUCCCAACGCCGCACCUACCUAGGCACCACCCAACGCCGCCGCGCCACAACGCAAUCCAACUCCCCCAUCUCCUCCCCCCACCCCAUAAUCAACCACCACUACGACGCCAUCGUAGUCGGGGCCGGCGGCGCUGGGCUCCGCGCGGCCGUCGGUCUAGCAGAGUCUGGACUGGAAACAGCAUGUAUAACGAAGUUGUUUCCGACGAGGAGUCAUACGGUCGCAGCCCAGGGCGGGAUUAAUGCGGCGCUGGGGAAUAUGACGGAGGAUGAUUGGAGGUGGCAUAUGUAUGAUACGGUGAAAGGGAGUGAUUGGUUGGGUGAUCAGGAUGCGAUUCAUUAUAUGUGUAGAGAGGCGCCGAAGGCGGUUUAUGAGUUGGAGAAUUAUGGGAUGGCUUUUUCGAGGACGGAAGAUGGACGGAUAUACCAGCGAGCACUUGGAGGGCAGUCGUUGAAGUAUGGUAAGGGUGGACAAGGAGUGAGGUGUUGCAGUGCCGCGGAUCGGACAGGACAUGCAAUGCUGCACACACUCUAUGGACAGAGCGUGAAGCACAACACGAAUUUCUUCAUCGAGUUCUUCGCGAUAGACUUGCUCAUGGUUGAUGGAGCGUGUGUUGGUAUUCUCUGUAUGUCCAUGGAAGACGGAACAUUGCACAGAGUGUUUGCGAAGAAUACAGUACUCGCAACAGGAGGAUACGGCAGGACAUACUUCUCCUGCACGUCAGCACAUACAUCGACAGGAGAUGGCAAUGCCAUGGCCGCACGAGCUGGUCUCCCCAACCAAGACUUCGAAUUUAUUCAAUUCCAUCCUACAGGCAUCUACGGCGCAGGUGUGCUCAUCACAGAAGGCUCUCGCGGUGAAGGUGGCUAUCUUCUCAACAGCAACGGCGAACGAUUCAUGGAACGAUACGCACCCACAGCGAAAGACCUCGCCUCUCGAGACGUUGUUUCUCGAUCGAUGAACAUGGAAAUCCGAGAAGGACGAGGAGUGGGACCCGACAAAGAUCAUGUAUAUCUCCAACUAUCACAUCUUCCCAAGGAACUAAUCAUGGAGCGAUUACCCGGAAUUGCAGAGACAGCAUCAGUGUUCUCCGGUGUGGACGUGACGAAAGAACCAGUCCCAGUCUUACCAACCGUCCACUACUGCAUGGGUGGCGUACCCACAAACUGGAAAGGAGAAGUCCUGAACGUGGACCCCAUCACAGGAGCCGAGAAACCCGUCGAGGGACUCUACGCAGCCGGUGAAGUCGCCUGUGUCUCAGUCCACGGCGCAAACCGCCUCGGCGCCAACUCACUCCUCGAUAUUGUCGUCUUCGGCCGAGCUUGCGCCUUGGAUAUCGCCGCGAACUUCGAAAAGGGCAUGCCACAUAAGAAAGCACCCGAAGACAUUGGGAUGAAGGAACUCAACGCCAUGGAGGAUAUCCGAAACGCCGACGGCGACAAGCUAGGAGCUGAGAUCCGAAGCGACAUGCAAAAAGUCAUGCAAGCGGACAUCUCCGUCUUCCGCACGAAAGAAGCCCUGGAAAUCGGCAACGAGAAAAUCCAGAAAGUCCAGGAAGAUUUCCGGGACCGCUUAGCCGUGAAAGAUAAGAGCAUGAUCUGGAACUCGGAUCUGAUUGAGACGUUGGAGAUGCGGAAUUUGCUUACUUGUGCGGCGCAGACGGCGAAGAGUGCGGUGCUCAGAGAGGAGAGUAGGGGUUCUCAUGCGAGGGAGGAUUUCCCGGAUAGGAAUGAUAAGGAGUGGAUGAAGCAUACCCUGAGUUGGCAGAAGGAUAAUGCGGAUGAGGUAAAGAUUGGGUAUAGGAGGGUGGUGAUGGAUACGUUGGAUAAGGGGGAAAUGGAGAGUAUACCGCCGGUUAAGAGGACUUAUUAG
Messenger RNA from Fulvia fulva, 1992 nucleotides. RefSeq names its product putative succinate dehydrogenase [ubiquinone] flavoprotein subunit, mitochondrial. Gene Ontology annotation, biological process: tricarboxylic acid cycle; mitochondrial electron transport, succinate to ubiquinone. Lineage: Eukaryota; Fungi; Ascomycota; Dothideomycetes; Mycosphaerellales; Mycosphaerellaceae. The record is from RefSeq and is a predicted model, not a curated record. The transcript is spliced from 4 exons. The coding region runs from base 1 to 1992 and encodes 663 amino acids. Gene Ontology annotation, molecular function: succinate dehydrogenase (quinone) activity; electron transfer activity; flavin adenine dinucleotide binding.